UGGCGUCUUUUCACAAGAAAUGACACUUUUCCUUUUUCUUGGUGUUUUACUACUGACAUCAACCAUCGCCGAACGUGUCCUUGAUCAGGAUAAGAUCGACUGCUACCCUGAAGUUGGAAACCAAACUCUUUGCGAGUCUCGGGGAUGCACAUGGGAGCAAUCACGCACCGAGAGUGUUCCUUGGUGCUUUUUUCCAAAAUCAUACCAAGGUGGAUACAAGAUUGAAGGUGAUGUGCAGGAAACACAGUUAGGUUACAAAGCUACACUAAAAAGACGCUCUGCCAGUACCAUAUAUGGACAAGACAUAGAUGAGGUCACACUUGAUGUAGAGUUUCAGACAAAUGAUUGUAUUAGGUUUAAGCUCUAUGACACCAUAAAUCAGAGAUAUGAGGUACCAGUACCUAUGCCAAAGAGGACGUCAAAGGCUUCAGAUCCGAAGUACACAGUUGCCAUUGAAAAGGAUCCAUUCUCUUUAAAAAUAAUACGAAAAGACAAUGAUGCUGUAAUCUGGGACACCUCUGUCGGCCCAUUCAUAUUUGAAGACCAGUACAUACAGAUCUCCUCUCAGCCCCCUUCGACAUUCGUGUAUGGGUUUGGUGAACACGAGCACAAGUCAUUAAAACAUAACUUGUCUGCCUGGGGGGUACUUCCUAUCUUCGCCAGACGUCAGCAUCCAUUUAAUGGGGGAAAUUUGUAUGGGCAUCAUCCUUUCUACACUUGUAUAGAGAAUGAUGGCAAAUCUCAUGGAGUUUUUCUGAUGAACAGUAAUGCCAUGGAUGUUGCCUUGCAACCAAAGCCAGCUAUUACAUAUCGAACAAUUGGAGGAAUUCUUGAUUUCUACAUUUUCCUCGGUCCUUCCCCUGAGGAUGUCAUCAAACAGUAUACUGAGGCUAUUGGACGAACAUUUUUGCCACCAUAUUGGUCGUUAGGAUUCCAGCUAUCUCGUUGGGGUUACAAUAAGACUGAGAUGUUGAAGGGCGCGGUAGAGAGCAUGUGCAAACACGACCUUCCACAGGAUGUACUGUUUAGCGACGUUGACUACAUGAUCCGACAGAAAGACUUUACUUAUGAUCCUGUCAACUUCAAAGGUUUGCCUGAAUUUGUUCGGUCCAUCAAGAAGGAUGGUUUGCAUUACAUCAUUAUACUGGACCCUGCUAUUGGAGUCAACGACACUGGUUAUCGUCCUUACGACUGGGGAAACGAACUUAAUGUGUUCAUCAAAGAUGGCGACUCUGGAGAAAACCUACUUGGGAAAGGAUAUGCGAAGGUGUCGGCGAAAUUUGAAAACGUCACAGUGAACGGUAGCUUGCCAAAGCUGUCUCGUCAGCACGUCAUAUUUCCAGACUAUUUCCACCCAAACAUCAGUAAAUACUGGGGAGAACUCAUCAAGGACUUUCACAACAUCAUUGAGUUCGACGGAUUGUGGAUUGACAAGAAUGAACCCGCCAACAUUGUUCAUGGUAGUGUGAGUGGAUGCAGCAAAAACAAGUGGGACUAUCCACCUUAUAAACCAAGGACUUUCGGGAACGUCAUGGCGGAUAGGACUGUAUGUAUGAAUGCAAAACAAACCAACCAUCUACAUUAUAACGUUCACAGCUUGUACGGCUGGAGUCAGACAUUGAUCACUCUGGACGCUGCCAGGCAAAGCACAGGAAAAAGAAGUCUGGUGAUUUCAAGAUCGACUUUCCCCAGCAGUGGAAAAUAUGGCGGGCAUUGGCUAGGAGACAACAAGGCAUCAUGGGACCAGCUUCACACGUCAAUCAUUGGUAUGCUCGAGUUCAACCUCUUUGGUAUUCCUUACGUUGGAGCGGAUGUGUGUGGUUUCUUUAAUCAUCCGACAAGCGAGAUGUGCCUUCGAUGGACUCAACUUGGCGCCUUUUAUCCUUUCUUCAGAAACCACAAUGAAAAAAGGAACAAGGCACAAGACCCUACAGCAUUUGGCGAGGAAUUCGCGAAUAAGGCGCGUAAAGUACUUCAGACACGUUACAGGUUACUGCCAUUCCUGUACACGUUGUUUUACGAGGCACAAAUGGAUGGCUCCACAGUGGUACGACCUGUAAUGCAUGAGUUUGCAGAUGACAAAGACACUUGGGAAAUUGACAGGCAGUUUCUCUGGGGACCAUCCUUGCUUGUUUCACCAGUCUUAGAAGAGAACAAGACGACUGUUGAUGCAUACUUCCCAGAUGAUCGUUGGUUUGAUUAUUACACGGGUAAAGCGAUGAGCACUCGUAAAGGUCACGUGACUUUAGACGCCCCCCUUGAUCGCAUUCCUCUUCAUGUACGAGGCGGUUACAUUAUCCCAACCCAGGAACCUGCCAACAACACUGCUUUCAGUCGUAAGAAGCCCAUGGGUCUGAUUGUAGCACUGGGAGAUGAAGGAGAAGCUACAGGACAGCUUUUUUGGGAUGACGGAGAAUCCAUUGACACCGUAAAAAAUAACAAAUACCUGGUGAUAAAGUUUUCAGGUUUCAAGUCUGGGCUGAAAUGUACCGUCGAGAAGAAUGGUUACUCAGCUGCAGACCUUCCUAAAUGGGGCUCGGUAACAGUGUACGGACUUGAUGCAGACGAUAUCAAAUCACUGAGUGUCGAUGGACAAGAUAUGCAAGAUAAAGCUACCUAUGACAAAAGCAUCAAGGUCUUGAAAAUCACUGGUCUGUCACUCAACAUCAACGAGAAACACGAGAUUGAUUGGACCAUGCCUCAUCAGGAGCUAUAGCCCCGAUUAUGUCUAGUGUUUUGUAUGUAAAGUUGGACUGAAAUUGAAAUUGAAAUCAAUAUAUAUAAAAUUAAAAUUUACAUUGAAUUAAAGCUUACUACAUAAAUGAUAAAUAGUGUAAUGUAUUUUUUAGAUAUUUUCAGCCUUAUAUUAACUUGGAAAAAAAACAAGGGAAAUGAAAUCACUUAAUUAAGCUUGUACAUGUGCAUCGGUUACUUUUUUCAGUAUGUGUAUUGUGCGUAUUCAAUUUAUAAGUAGCGCACGUAAGUUUGAAGUCAUUAAAAAAUGUCUGGCUCGUGGUUUUACCCAAAGGGAACUGGGAACCAAGUGCUUCGUUUGUAACUGCUUCCUUUUACUGCAGCAUAGCAAGGUUACCCAAGCAUAGUAUUUGUAUAUUUAUGACAUUUUGAAAAUGUUAAAGUCUGUAUAAAAAUAAAGUUCACGAAACUAAA
Orbicella faveolata is the source of this 3168-nucleotide messenger RNA. Its product is annotated as sucrase-isomaltase, intestinal-like. The record is from RefSeq and is a predicted model, not a curated record. Lineage: Eukaryota; Metazoa; Cnidaria; Anthozoa; Scleractinia; Merulinidae. Gene Ontology annotation, molecular function: alpha-1,4-glucosidase activity; carbohydrate binding. Gene Ontology annotation, biological process: carbohydrate metabolic process.